AAAGCUGGGGGCAGCAGAGGUGUGGACGUCUCGGCAGGCCCUGCAGGACCUCUACCAGAAAAUGCUGGUGACUGACCUGGAGUACGCUCUGGACAAGAAGGUGGAGCAAGACCUGUGGAAUCAUGCUUUUAAGAACCAGAUCACCACCCUGCAGAGCCAGGCCAAGAACCGAGCCAACCCCAACCGCAGUGAGGUCCAGGCCAACCUGUCGCUGUUUCUGGAGGCAGCAAGUGGCUUCUACACACAGUUACUGCAGGAGCUGUGCACUGUCUUUAACGUGGACCUGCCGUGUCGCGUCAAAUCGUCUCAGCUCGGCAUCAUCAGCAAUAAACAGAGCAACACCAGCGCCAUCGUCAGCCCGCAGCCCAGCUCCUGCUCCUACAUCUGCCAGCACUGCCUCGUCCACCUCGGAGACAUCGCGCGUUACCGUAACCAGACCAGCCAGGCGGAGUCAUACUACCGACACGCAGCUCAGCUGGUUCCAUCAAACGGUCAGCCCUACAACCAGCUCGCCAUCCUGGCCUCUUCUAAAGGAGACCACCUCACCACCAUCUUCUACUACUGCCGCAGCAUCGCGGUCAAGUUCCCCUUCCCAGCAGCCUCCACCAACCUGCAGAAGGCCCUGUCCAAGGCCCUGGAGAGUCGUGACGAGGUGAAAACCAAGUGGAGUGUGUCAGAUUUCAUCAAGGCCUUCAUCAAGUUUCACGGUCAUGUCUACCUGAGUAAGAGUCUGGACAAACUCGACGCGCUGAGGGAGAAACUGGAGGAGCAGUUUCAGAGGCUGAUCCUGCAGAAAGCCUUCAGUUCUCAGCAGCUGGUCCACAUCACAGUCAUCAACCUGUUUGAGCUCCACCACCUCAGAGACCUGACAUGUGACGGUGGCGAGCAGGCCUACAGCAGCGAGCAGCAGAUCAGCUGGUUCCAGCUGCUCGGACUCUUCAUGUCCUUCCUGGGUGUCAUGUGCAGCCGUGUUCUGCUCAACAAGACCAGGGGGGAGGACAUCAUGGGGGAGUGUCCUCUGCCGGCCAUCAAAGUUUCCCUGGACUGGCUCAAACUGAGACCCAGCGUCUUCCACGAGGCCGCGGUCGACAAGAGGCAGCAUGUUUGGCCCUGGCUCGUCUCCAUCCUCAACAGUUUCCAGCCCAAAGAGGACGACGUGUCCCGUCCCUCAGUCACACCCCUGCCAGAGGAGUUUGAGCUGCAGGGUUUCUUGGCUCUCCGGCCGGCUCUGAGGUCUCUGGACUUCACCAAAGGUCAUCAGGGAAUCCUGGUGGACAGAGACGGCCCGCCAGUCCACACUCGACACCAGAGACUCAUCAGUCUGGGUAAAUGGGUGGCAGACAACCAGCCAGGGCUCAUUCAGUGCAGAGUGAGUGAGGAAGGUCUCCUCCUUUUCAUCACCGACAUUCCAGAGCAGGCCAUCGAGGAGCCGCAGGAGAGGGAGGCUCCAGUGCUGCAGGAGUCGUCAAACGGCGAACAGAUGUCUAACGACGGCGGAAUCUCCAGCCUGAAGUCGGUGCUGUCGGCAGGGAAGACGCAGAGCUCGUGGCCUGACGGGAGUGACAGACCCGUCGUCACUUUCAAGGAGAACAUCAAACCCCGAGAGCAGAGCCGCGAAAUGAUGCGGAACCAUCAUCAGAAGGACGGCGGCAAAGAGCGCAGAGACUUCGGUAAAGGCAACGGGGCUGCUGGGAAAGGAGAGCUAAAGAGGGACGGGAAGAGGAAGAGCGAGCUGAAGAAAACCGGCCACGAGAAAACGACUGAUGCUGUAAAACAGGUAAAGGCUCAGACUGAGCUGAGGAAGACUCCUGUGUCUGAGGUGAAGAAGACUCCUGUCACUCAAACUCAAACCAGCUGCUCCUCCCAGUUCAUCCCCAUCCAUCAUCCUGGAGCCUUCCCCCCCCUGCCUAGCAGACCCGGUUUCCCACCCUCAGCCUAUGUGAUCCCUCCUCCGGUGGCAUUCCCAGGGCUCCAGGUGAAUCCAGGCUUCACCUUCUCCACCGGCGUGUCCGUCCCCGGAACGUUCCUCCAGCCAGCUGCUCACACUCAGGCUGGCACACAGGGUCAGGCCGGAAAGCAGUCCCACAUUCCGUACAGUCAGCAGAGGCCCUCUGGUCCAGGGCCGGGUCAGGGCCCUGGGUCCAUGAACCAGAGCGCCUCUCAGGGUCAGCAGCCCCUGCCCCAGCCGCCCUCCCAGCAGGCUUUGCAACAGUCGGUCCAGCUGCAAGUACAGGCGAUGAGCCAGCAGCAGCAAUCUCCUACCAGACCGGUCCAGCAGGUCGGGAUCGGGAAGAGUCCACCUCACCUCCCAGGACUUCAACAGUACAUGCAGGUCCAGGACCAGCCGGCUCAGAUGUGGAACCAGGCACAGGCGGCCCUUCAGAAGAUGAAUCCCAUGCAGAUGUCCAUGAAGCAGCAGCCGUCACAGACCUUCUACAUGGCGUCUCCAGAUCCUCUCAAACUGUACGAGCACCAACUGCAGACGCAGCCACAGCUGACCAACAUGGACAAGAAGAUCAAGUUCCCUGAUGCCAAGAUGCAGGACUUCUACUGGGAGCCGUCCUACAGGAUGGGGGACGGUCUGGCUGUGAUGGCAGACAGGAUGAAGAGGCCCCCACCGGGUGGUAUCUGCUCAGAGCAGGACGGCUCCAGCGGGCCCCGGGGGCCCCCAUUUGAGGACAACAAGAGCUCGCCUCUCCUGCCUCCUGACCUGUUAAAAACUCUAGCAGAUUUUGAGGAGGAGGAGGAGCUCGUCUUUUCUAAGCCUCCUGAUUUCUUCCAGGCCUUGGCUGCUCCUCUUAGUUCUGCUCCUGGACCAAACAUGUUUCUGUCCAACCAGACCAGGAUGGAGAGUGGCCCCGAGGUCAUCAGCCAAUCAUCUUCUCUUCUGCCCAUCUCUGGUUUCCCCAUGCAGGAGUACAACCAGAACAGCAUCUUCAGUCAGGCGUACGGCAAGACCCUGCCGCCCAGCUCCAAGCCUGACGCUCCCAUGAUGCACCAGGAGCCGUCCCUCUACUCCCUGUUUGAAGGGACUCCGUGGUCCCCCUCCCUCCCUGCCAGCUCAGACCACUCCACCCCGGCCAGCCAAUCCCCUCACUCCUCCAACCCCAGCAGCCUGCCGUCCUCCCCCCCAACACACAACCACGGAGCCAUGCCCUUCUCU
Messenger RNA from Paralichthys olivaceus (Japanese flounder), 3163 nucleotides. NCBI's taxonomy places the organism in Eukaryota, Metazoa, Chordata, Actinopteri, Pleuronectiformes, Paralichthyidae. The record is from RefSeq and is a predicted model, not a curated record.